Molecule: messenger RNA, 1063 nt
Organism: Myxozyma melibiosi
Lineage: Eukaryota; Fungi; Ascomycota; Lipomycetes; Lipomycetales; Lipomycetaceae
Exons: 6
Coding region: 284-1063 (259 amino acids)
Biological process (GO): nucleosome assembly
Cellular component (GO): chromatin; nucleus
Molecular function (GO): histone binding; chromatin binding
Source: RefSeq, a predicted model, not a curated record
GGGGCAAACGCGAGUUUGGCGCGCGCGCAGCGCGUUGUUUCCUGACUUUUUCCAACUUUUUUCUGGUUUUGUUUACCGCCUGUGUUGUUGUCUUUGUCAGAUAAGAGAUUGAAGAGUGUCUUUGUUGACUAUUAAGAAGAGAGAAAGAAUAGCAGAAGAGAAUUUUGCUAUCGAGAAGUUGAAAGGAUAGAAAAAAGAGAAGAUCGAAAGGAAAAGAAAGAAGAGACGCAGCACGCAAUCGACAUCGAUCGAGCAUCGCAUCUAGUUACAAAUAUCAGAAGAAAUGGCAGAGGAAACUGAUAGCCAGACUGUGUUUAAGGAACUUUCGAAACUCGAGCACGAGUUUGAGCAAGCCGAGUUUGAGAUCCUGAAAUACUCGACAAAGCUACUAAAGCCGCUGUACGAGAAACGAAAGGCGCUGCUGCCCAAGGUCGAGAAGUUUUGGUCGGUGGCGUUUGAGCAGAUUGGCGAGGAUCUUGAUCAGUAUUUGACUCCUUUAGAUGCGGAGCUGCUCGAGUCUCUGGACACAAUCGACCUCGACCGCGACGAAACUGACCCGCGAACGUUCACUCUGACGUUCUCAUUCAAGGACAACAAAUUCCUCGAGACCACCACGCUCUCGAAAACAUUCACCUACGUGCCCAAGCCGUCGUCACCCGAGGACGACGACGACGAAGACAGCGAGGACAUCACCGAGUCUGCGCGGGUGUCGUACAAGUCGACAAAGGCGCCGAUCAAGUGGAAGCAGGGCCAGGACCUGACAAAGACAAAGCCCGGGCAGCCGAUCUCGUUCUUCACGUUCUUUGAGUGGGAGAAUAAGGGCGAGGAGGAGGACGCGAAGGGGGGUGAUGUGUUUGCGAAUGCGCAUGAGGUUGCGAUUUUGAUUGCGGAGGAGUUGUAUCCUAAUGCGGUUAAGUUAUACACCGAUGCGUUGAUUGAAGAGGAAGAAGACGACGAGGAAGAAAUCGAUCUUGAAGAAAUGCUAACGAUCGAAAUAACAGACGAAGAGGACGACGACGAAGACGAAGAAGACGAACCUCCUCGGAAGAAAUCAAAGAAAUAA